Molecule: messenger RNA, 1337 nt
Organism: Gaeumannomyces tritici R3-111a-1
Lineage: Eukaryota; Fungi; Ascomycota; Sordariomycetes; Magnaporthales; Magnaporthaceae
Exons: 3
Coding region: 275-1072 (265 amino acids)
Molecular function (GO): hydrolase activity
Source: RefSeq, a predicted model, not a curated record
GAUGACCUCACUCGCCAGGAAGAGCCACGAAUCAAUUCCGCCGACAUCGCUUUUUUUCUCUUCACUCCGUUUCCUGGUAGAGCCACCACACAACACCCAUCAUAGGCAUCUCGCGUCCUCUUUAUUUCUUCUGUAAUCAAAUUCUUCUCUGUUUAAUCCAUCAAUCAAUCAACAAACACCUCCUGCCGAGCCUGGCCCUCGGAGAUCCCGCCCUCUUCCGAAACAGCGACCGACAGACAGGCCCCAACCCCCUCACACCCUCACACCAUACAGAAUGGCCGGCCAAGACACUCCACGCGGCAGUGUCACGCGGCUCCACGGCCUGGACGCCUACGUCACGGAGCCGGCCGACGGCAGACCCAUCAGGGGCGUCGUCGUCAUCGUGUCGGACGCCUACGGCUGGGAGUUUCCCAACAGCCGCCUACUCGCCGACCGCUACGCCGACAAGGGCGGCUACCGCGUCCUGCUGCCCGACUUUUUCGACGGUCAUGCCUGUCCCACAUGGAUGGUCGAGUCGCUGCGCGUCAUGAUGGGGUCGGGCAACAUCUUGUCCAGGGCGUACGCCGCGCUCUGGGUCGCCUACGCCUUCAUCCCCUUCGUCGUGUCCCAGCAGCUGCUCGGCGACGCCUACUCGACCGUGGCCACCUUCUUCUCGGCCGUGCGCGCCGGGCCCGAGGCCAGCCGCGGCCUGCCCGUCUUCGCCGCCGGCUUCUCGUGGGGCGCCCGCCAGGCCGUCCUGCUGGCCGGCGGCUCCGAAGGCCCCGGCGGCCGGCCCCUGGUCGACGCCGUCUUCGCGGGCCACCCGGCCUCCAACCUCGACGUGCCCGCCGACGUCGAGCGCGCCGCCGCGCCCGUGUCCUUCGCCGUCGGCGACCACGACCACGCCGUGUCCGGGGACGUGCUCGCGCGCCUCGAGGCCGCCGCCAAGGCCAUGGGCGGCGAGCUGCGCGUCUAUGGGGGCGUGGGCAACGGCUUCUGCGUCGGCGCCGACCUGGCGGCCAGGGACGCGGGGGAGGCGGCAGAGGACGCUCAGGAGCAGGCGAUUGCGUGGUUCGACGCGCACGCCAAGUAGGGGAGUUGGUGACUGGAGCUUCGCCUGGCCUGAUUUGUGGUGAUUGUGACGGGGGACAGGGGCGUGAGGUUGGAGGGUGUGACUGCGGCGGGCUUCACUAAUGGAGAUGCUUGCUCUUUUCUUUUGUCCGACAUUUGCCUGUCAUGCUUGUAUUAUUGGGGCUCUGAUUUAGUAAUAUUUCUAGCGUGGGCGGGAGGUGAAGCCAUUAACGGCGGUAGGGUAAACAAAACAUUCCAUGCUGCAGCGAAACACAAGUACUAGCCGA